Messenger RNA from Triticum dicoccoides, 3050 nucleotides. Its product is annotated as putative disease resistance protein RGA3. Bases 18 to 3050 code for a protein of 1010 amino acids. Gene Ontology annotation, molecular function: ADP binding. The transcript is spliced from 2 exons. Gene Ontology annotation, biological process: defense response to other organism. NCBI's taxonomy places the organism in Eukaryota, Viridiplantae, Streptophyta, Magnoliopsida, Poales, Poaceae. The record is from RefSeq and is a predicted model, not a curated record.
CGGAGCUACAGCAGACGAUGCGGGCCGUGGACGAAGAGAGGAUGAUGCAGAGAGAAAAGAAACUGAGGUGCGACGUGGCCGCGCUGGACAAGAUGGCCGCCAUGCUGAGGCACACUCUGGAGGAUACGGAAGACAUCUUCGACGAUGCUCAGGACAAGAUCGUCCUGAGGUGUUGCCACAGCCUCUACCAUGCCGUUGCCUCCUGCAUUGCUCGAUUCAAAACCAGCUGUGCGUGGAUUGCACGCAACGUCCACACAAAAUCAGCUCGGCUAGUGCAGUGGGCGCCCAAGAUCUCCUUGUGUAUUGCUGGCUUCAAAACCAGCUGCGCGUGGAUCGUCCGGAGUGGAUCAGCUCGGCUACAGCAGUGUGCGCGGAAGAUCUCCUUGCGUGGGUCAGAGGAUGUACUUCCUAUGACAGCCAGUGCUGCACCCUUGGGCGAGCCUGCUCCGGUGGUGACCAGUGUUGUGGCCUCAAAUGGACCGGUUCCAGUGGCGACAAAUGCCGCGCACUCGGAUUCCUCGUGGAUCUGGCUCUCUUGUUGGUAUAGCUUGUUUGGCUUCUGCAAGAACUAUUGUAGAUCCACAUUCUACUGGUUAGUUCAUGCAAUUGAGUUUGCCCGCUUUUAUCGAGACUGGUCCUAUGAUGUGGUUGGCAUCACAAGUUACCAGGAGAAUGCCACUGCGUUAGAUUUUGUCCUUACUGCUAUCUUAAGACGGAAAUUGAAGAAAAGAAUAGAGAAGGUAGAAAGCAUCAUCAGUGAAGUGAAGAAAUCACCACUCUUCCGCGUGGCAAGCAACAACGCACCGAAUGAUAUUGCCAACAAGAAUAGGAGCAGAAUUAGAGCUUCUAGCAAGCAGAAGGUAUUUGGUCGAGAGCUGUUGCGUGAUGAUAUCAUGGCAAGGCUCCGUGAGACACCACAGGGUGAUGCACCAAGGUCUAGUCCAUGUUACUCUGUGAUUGGCUUAUAUGGUAUUGCAGGGUCUGGGAAGACUACCUUUGCAGGAUAUAUUCGAGAUUACAUAAAGAAGGAAUGCAAGGAGAAACUUUUCGACGCCAUCAUGUGCAUUCAUGUGUCCGAGACUUUUAGUGUGGAUGAUAUAUUUCAUGACAUGCUGAAGGAUAUUACCAAAGAUCGGCACUCCAAUAUUUCAGAUCAUGAAGAGCUGGAAGAGAAGUUGAAGGAAGCGUUGCGUGGCAAACGUUUCUUCUUGAUAUUGGAUGAUCUCUGGGUGAAAAACAAGCACGACUCACAAUUGGAGGAACUAAUCUCUCCGCUUAUUGUUGGGGCGAAAGGAAGCAAAAUGCUGGUGACAGCUCGAACAAAAGAUGCAGCUGGUGCUCUAUGUGCCAAUGAACUUAUUAAAAUGCCUGGUUUGGAUGAGGAUGAGUACUUGAAGAUGUUUAUGCAUUAUGCAUUGGAUGGUACAAGUUGUGCUCAUGAAGAAUUUAUCUCAGUUGGGAGAGAGAUUGCCAAAAAGCUACAUCGAUCACCUGUUGCAGCAGUAACAGUUGCAGGACGGCUUGGGGCAAACCCAAAUAUCAGUUUUUGGAAAAAUGUUGCAAAGCUUGACAUGUUGAAUGACACCAUGGAUGCUCUCUGGUGGAGCUAUAAGCAGCUUAAUCCAGACAUCAGGCGAUGCUUUGAAUUCUGCAAUGUUUUCCCCAGAAGAUUGAAGUUGAGAAAGGAUGAGUUAGUUCACCUGUGGAUAGCACAAGGGUUUGUAAAGAGCAGUUGUGCAACAGAGGAGAUGGAAGAUGUAGCUGAGGGCUACAUUCAAGAGUUAGUAUCAUGCUCAUUUCUGCAACCAGAAGGAGAUUACUUUGCAAUCCAUGAUCUGCUGCAUGAUUUAGCAGAAAAGAUCGUCGGAAGUGAUUUCUUCAGAAUCGAGAAUGAAAGGAGCCAGAGAGGAGGAGCCUGGAAAGGGGAUGUCCCUGGAGAUGUCCGGCAUCUUUUUGUUCAGAAUUAUGAUGCAGAAUUGAUUACUGAGAAGAUCCUUGGAUUGGAAAAUUUACGCACUCUUAUCAUUGAUGCUGUUAAUGGGGAUACACCAGUUGAUGAAAAAGUCUUUGAGAGUAUAUGCAAGAGGCUGCCGAAAUUGCGGGUACUAGCCGUUGCUCUCAGAAAGAAACAUUGGGUAAUCAGCAAACCCAGUGAGUUCUCGGUCCCAAAAUCUAUUGCUCAGUUAAAGCACCUACGCCAUCUUGCUUUCAAGACAGACCGCUCAUGCUCUGUAAUUUUACCAAGCGCACUAACGAAACUUCAUCAUAUCCAGCUGCUGGAUUUUUUCGAGGGCCAAAUAUUGAAAUUCCCCUUUGCUGAGCUUGUCAAAUUGAGGCACAUGUUCUGCAGGCAAAACUUGAGAUUCCCUAAUUUGGGCAGGCUGGUCUCGCUCCAAACGCUACCAGGCUUCACAGUAAGCAAUGAACAGGGUUAUGAGAUAAGGCAGCUGAGGGACCUAAACAAGCUUCGUGGCAGCCUGUACAUCGAUGGCCUUAAAAAUGUUAAAAGCAAGGAGGAAGCUCUUGAAGCCAAUCUAGCUGCCAAGGAACGGCUCACAGAACUGUGCUUGGUAUGGGGUUGUGAUAAUGAUACAAGGUGCAGUCCAAAAGUUGAAGCAGAGGUACUUGAGGGCCUGUGCCCUCCCGUGGGGCUUCAAAAGCUUGAAAUACAUGGAUACAGAGGUUCAAGGUACCCAGAUUGGAUGGUGGGUAAGCAGAGCGGUGGCCCAGAGGGCCUGCGAAAUCUUUUUCUCGGGGGAUGCAGCCAACUCGGGUCUGGUCCUGAAUUUGAGGCUUUCCCUCAUCUUCGUGUGCUCUAUAUUUACUCCUGCAGCUGGGACUCCUUACCAGGCAAAAUGGAGCGCCUCACGUUGCUCAAGAAACUGUAUAUCGCGGGAUGCAAGAAUAUCCGGUCUCUUCCAACACUGCCCCAGUCUAUUGAGCAAUUGUAUCUUGCUUCCUGCAACCACGAGUUCAUGAAGUCUUGUAAAACAGCCGGACAUCCAAACUGGGAAAAGAUUGAGCACAUCCCCAGGAAAGAUAUUCGGUGA